UACGGAUUUGCACUCAGGGCCACCCGAGGUCCUUGUCGGUGGCGUGUAGCUCUGCCCCCUCCCCUCGCACGAGACACGGUUAUCAUCCGGGACCGGUGUGGGGGGGGGGACGCUGUGUGGGGAACGAAGGGGGGGCGGGAGCCUGUCGGGAGGACAUUUCUCCGGUUGGCGCUCGAGGCUGGGCGUGGAGAGGCAGGCAGUGCUUUUAGGGGGGUGUGUGGGUGGGUGGGACCGGUCGCUUGGGUCUCCGAGACGGAAGACCCCCCCCCACGGUCCCCCCCCACCGCACACCUCCACGGGCUGAGCGGACACUAAGAUGGCCGCCGUUGCCAUGACACCCAACCCCGUGCAGACCCUUCAGGAGGAGGCGGUGUGUGCCAUCUGCCUGGAUUACUUCACGGACCCCGUGUCCAUCGGCUGCGGGCACAACUUCUGCCGGGUGUGUGUGACCCAGCUGUGGGGCGGGGAGGACGAGGAGGACCGCGACGAGCUGGAGCGGGAGGACGAGGACGAGGAGGAGGAGGAGGAGGAGGAGGUGGGCGACGAGGAAGAGGUGGAAGCCGUGGGCGACGGCGGCGGCGGAGGCGGCGGCGGCGGCGGCGGUUGGGACACCCCGAUGCGGGACGAAGAUUACGAGGGCAACAUGGAGGAGGAGGAGGCCGAGGAGGAAGAGGAGGGUGUGUUCUGGUCCAGCGGCUUAGGUGGGUCCAACUGGGGCACCAUGGACUACGUGUGGGAAGAGGAAGACGAGGAGGAGGACCUGGACUACUACCUGGGCGACGUGGAGGACCUGCGGGGGGACGAGGAGGAGGACGUGGAGGAAGUGCUGGAGGAGGACGAGGAGGAAGAGGAGUUGGACCCGGUCACCCGGCUGCCCACGCCGCCCGUGCCCCGGAGGUGUUUCACCUGUCCCCAGUGCCGCAAAAGUUUCCCGCGGCGGAGCUUCCGUCCCAACCUGCAGUUGGCCAACAUGGUGCAGGUGAUCCGGCAGAUGCACCCGACCCCAGGUCGGGGCAUCCGGGUGAGCGAGCAGGGCAUCUGCCCCCGGCACCAAGAAGCCUUGAAACUGUUCUGCGAGGUGGAUGAAGAAGCCAUCUGUGUGGUGUGCAGAGAAUCCAGGAGCCACAAGCAGCACAGCGUGGUGCCCUUGGAGGAGGUGGUGCAGGAGUACAAGGCCAAACUGCAAGGGCAUGUGGAACCACUUAGGAAGCACUUGGAGGCUGUGCAGAAGAUGAAGGCUAAGGAGGAGAGACGGGUGACAGAGCUGAAGAGCCAGAUGAAGUCAGAACUGGCAGCUGUGGCCUCAGAAUUUGGGCGAUUAACACGAUUUCUGGCUGAGGAACAGGCAGGGUUGGAGCGGCGCCUGCGAGAAAUGCACGAAGCUCAGCUGGGGCGUGCAGGAGCAGCAGCCAGCCGCCUUGAGGAACAGGCUGCCCAGUUGAGCCGCCUGCUGGCUGAGGCUCAAGAACGGAGCCAGCAGGGGGGCCUGCGGUUACUGCAGGACAUCAAGGAGACCUUCAACAGGUGUGAAGAGAUACAGCUGCAACCCCCAGAGAUUUGGUCUCCUGACCCGUGCCAACCCCAUAGCCACGACUUCUUGACAGAUGCUAUUGUGAGGAAAAUGAGCCGAAUGUUCUGUCAGGCUGCAAGAGUGGACUUGACACUGGACCCUGACACAGCUCACCCAGCCCUCAUGCUGUCCCCUGACCGCCGGGGAGUUCGCCUGGCAGAACGUCGUCAGGAGGUUGCUGACCAUUCCAAGCGUUUCCCAGCUGACUGCUGCGUGCUGGGGGCCCAGGGCUUCCGCUCUGGCCGGCACUACUGGGAGGUAGAGGUGGGUGGGCGGCGAGGCUGGGCAGUGGGUGCUGCUCGUGAAUCAACCCAUCAUAAAGAAAAAGUGGGCUCUGGGGGGUCCUCUAUUAGCAGUGGGGAUGCCAGCUCCUCACGUCAUCACCAUCGUCGCCGCCGGCUCCACCUGCCUCAGCAGCUCCUGCUCCAGCGAGAAGUGUGGUGUGUGGGUACCCAUGGCAAACGCUACCAGGCACAGAGCUCAACGGAGCAGACACUGCUAGGCCCUUGUGAGAAACCACGGCGCUUUGGCGUGUACCUGGACUAUGAGGCUGGGCGCCUGGGUUUCUACAAUGCGGAGACUCUAGCCCAUGUGCACACCUUCUCAGCUGCCUUCCUGGGCGAGCGUGUCUUCCCUUUCUUCCGGGUGCUCUCCAAGGGCACCCGCAUCAAGCUCUGCCCUUGAUCAGCCUGCCACCCGCAGGGGCCCCUCUGGUCAUCACUAGGGGGGCGGGUGGUGGUGGAUGGUGGCCCAGUCUGGGAGCUCAGGCUCCUCCUACUGUUUGUUAUUGAGUUGCUUCCUGCUUCCCUUUGAACCCAGGCCCCUGCUUCUUCCUCUAGGAGCCUAGAGAAUCCUCCUGGCCUCCAGCUCUGCCUUCUCACCUACUGUGUCUAUCAGGUCUGCAUGGGUCCCUGAUAUGAGAACAGCUUCCCUCCCCAUCAGCCUAGCCCAGGAUCCAUAGUUUAAGGGAUGAGGGGAGAUUGCAAUUUCAUUCCUUAACUUCCUGUUUUCCAACCCUACUCUUUAACCUUUGUCAUUUCUGAGGCUGGAGGGUUUGGGCUAGAUUUACAUCCCAUUCCGUUUUCUGGUGCAAAUUGUAGCUAAGGGAUUUGAAAGCUGUUGUGAGGAGCAUUCUGGGCAAAAGGGUAGAGCUGGAUUAAAAUUUGCAUACUCCUGGGGAAGUAGGAACUCUUUUUUGAGUUUUCCUUCUAUCCCCCAAUUUCUACCUCCAUAGACUGGCCAGGACUUAGCUUCAGUGAGAUCUGGGAUGGUCAACAAGAUUGAAACUACAUGCCAUUAUAUCACCCAAUAAAUUAUUUUUCCCCUUUUUUUCUAGCACUCUUUAUCUAGGAGCCAAGCUCCUCCCACCUAACCCCUUUACAGGUUUCUCCACAGGCUCCUCUCCUUUGUUCCGUGGAAUUAAUUUUAUCAUUUUCUGGCCUCUUCCCCAUGCUUUAGUUCCAUUUGGUCAGCCCUAAUGGGGAGCCUGGAAACAGGGACCUGGCUCCUUGGGAGAGCCUCGGGUAUAAUAUAUUUUUCUAGUAGCCCUUUGCCUUCUGUCACCUAACAGCUUUUGUCCUCUGCUUUGGUGGCUGAGGUCAAUUCAUGUUCUUGGGGAAAAGGUGGGUUGUGUUGCCUAAUAAAAUGUUUACUUGC
This is a messenger RNA of Jaculus jaculus (lesser Egyptian jerboa), 3226 nucleotides long. It is a transcript of the gene Trim41, whose product is annotated as tripartite motif containing 41. Lineage: Eukaryota; Metazoa; Chordata; Mammalia; Rodentia; Dipodidae. Gene Ontology annotation, cellular component: nuclear body. Bases 317 to 2254 code for a protein of 645 amino acids. The transcript is spliced from 6 exons. The record is from RefSeq and is a predicted model, not a curated record. Gene Ontology annotation, molecular function: protein binding; zinc ion binding.